AUGGCUGAUACGCCUGGCGACGCUGCGACUCUCAUAGACCAUCACGAGCCGUCCUCUGUCAACAUCGCCGAGGCUGAAGAACGAUUUAAUGCCUUGGCCAGAACCCUCAGUCGCAAAUCUCAGGCCAACGCAAGCGGGAGUGCCACAACUCGGACUGCUUCGGACAUUGAGAAAGGAAACGAGGAACCUGAAGAAGCCUUUGACCUUCGUGAAUACUUGACUUCUUCCAACAACGCCCAACAACAGGCUGGUAUCAAGCAUAAACAUGUCAGUGUGACCUGGGAGGACCUCGAAGUGAAAGCAUUAAACAAUACGCACUGUCAGUUCUACGUCGGGACCUUUGGUGGCGCUUGUUUAGACUUCUUCCUCGCUGUGCCUCUAUACUUGUGGGGACUAAUUACGCCGCUGUUCUUCAAACAAGAAUUCGUUACACGCCCGAUCCUCCACAAAUCGUCGGGUGUUGUCAAAUCUGGCGAAAUGUGCUUGGUUCUUGGAUGCCCUGGCAGCGGUUGCACAACUUUUCUCAAGGCCAUCGCUAAUGAACGCAAUACCUUCGCUCAAGUUUUGGGCGAAGUACUCUAUGAGGGAAUCGAUGCGGAAACAAUGCAAAAAAUGUACAAGGGGGAAGUUGUGUUCAACGACGAGGACGACCUCCAUAUCGCCACGCUCACUGUCGCUCAAACUUUGUCAUUUGCCCUGUCUACUAAAACUCCUGGUCCCAAUGGCCGACUGCCCGGGAUAUCAAGAGCGGAGUUUGAUGCUGAAGUGCUCGACACGUUGCUGAAGAUGCUCAACAUUUCGCACACCAAACAAACACUCGUGGGUGAUGAAUUCGUUCGCGGAGUUUCCGGAGGUGAAAGAAAACGUGUUUCGAUCGCCGAAAUGAUGGCCACUCGUGCCCGAGUACAAACAUGGGAUAACAGCACUCGAGGCCUUGAUGCUUCAACCGCCCUCGACUUCGUCAAAUGUCUCCGAAUCAUGACUGAUGUCCUUGGUCAAACCACUUUCGUGACCCUCUAUCAAGCCGGUGAAGGUAUCUAUGACCUUUUCGACAAAGUCAUCGUCCUCUCCGAAGGCCGACAAGUGUUCUUCGGUCCUCCGUCAGAGGCACGUGCAUAUUUCGAGCAACUCGGAUACCGGCCCCUUCCCCGGCAAAGUACGGCAGACUACUUGACUGGUUGCACGGAUCCCAACGAACGUCAAUUUGCUGAUGGCCAUUCCGCCGCCAACACACCGUCGACUCCUGAGGCAUUAGAGGCUGCCUUCCGUUCAUCUCGUUACUACAAGGAGCUCAAUGACACCCGUGAAAAAGUCACUCUCGCCAUGCAACACGAGCGUGCUGAUCAAGAGGCUUUCCGAGAUGCUGUGGCUAUGGACAAGAAAAAAGGUGUCUCGAGGAAGAGCCCUUACACGCUCGGGUUUACGGGUCAGGUCAUGGCUCUUACUCGUCGGCAGUUCAUUAUGAAACUCCAAGAUCGAUUCCAUCUCGUCACGAGCUUCACGCUUUCCACCAUUCUCUCCCUCGUUCUCGGCGCUGCUUACAUCAACCUUCCUACGUCCUCUGCAGGCGCUUUCACGCGAGGAGGUCUCAUUUUCGCUGCCUUGUUGACGACCUGUCUCGACGCAUUUGGUGAAAUGCCCUCCCAGAUGCUUGGUCGCCCAAUUCUUCGAAAGCAGACCUCGUACUCGAUGUAUAGGCCAUCAGCGAUUGCUGUAGCAAACACUCUGGCCGAUCUACCUUUCUCUGCCCUCCGAAUCUUGUUGUUCAAUCUUCCUGUCUAUUUCAUGACUAAUCUGAAUCGCUCAGCCGGCGGGCAUUGCUUAGAUUCUGGACGUUCCAUCUUAUAUCCUAUAUCGUCUAUCUCGCAAUGCAAGGGUUCUUCCGGACCUUUGGACUUAUCUGCACCAGCUUCCAUGUCGCCUUCAGGUUGGCGGGUGAUCUUCUUCAUACCCAACUUUGUUGAGUAUGCUGGUUAUAUCAUUCCCGUCAUCAAGAUGAAGCGUUGGCUCUUCUGGAUUUACUACUUGAACCCGAUCGCGUACGCGUGGCAAGCCUGCAUGGAAAAUGAGUUCAUGCGUAUUGACCUAACGUGCGAUGGCCCCUACGUCAUCCCCCGUAACGUCGGCCCACUGACCCAGUAUCCGGAUGGACUGGGACCAAACCAAGCUUGCACACUUUUCGGAUCCUCAGCGGGCGACAGUCGUGUUUCUGGCGAAUCAUAUAUAUCGGCUGGCUAUGGAAUUAGUAGCGCUGAUCUCUGGCGACGUAACUUCCUUGUCCUCGUUGGGUUCUUGCUGCUUUUCCAAGUUACUCAGAUUAUAUCGCUCGAGUACUUCCCCCGAUACAAUCAAGUGCUCUCCAUCCAGAUUUUCGCAAAGGAAAACAGCGAGGUCAAGAAGCGGAACGAGAUCCUCCGUCAACGGAAAGCUGAACGCAAAGCCAAUCACGGAAUAGAAUCGCCGAAGAAAGAAAUAGAACAACAAAUCAAGGAGAGUGCCGUCCCGGCCCAUCGCAAGACGUUAACAUGGCAAAAUUUGAACUAUCAUGUUCCCGUCCCUGGAGGCACUCGCCGCCUCCUGCAUGAUGUCCAAGGCUACGUUGGGCCCGGUCUGACUGCGCUCAUGGGCGCCAGUGGUGCUGGCAAAACAACCUGUCUCGAUGUUUUAGCUCAGCGAAAGACCAUCGGUGUGGUGUCGGGAGAUGUUCUGGUCGAUGGGCGCCCAUUGGCUUCUGACUUUGCGCGAGGCACGGCUUAUGCUGAACAAAUGGAUGUCCAUGAAGGAACCGCCACUGAGGAGAAGGACAACUACGUUGAAGAAAUCAUCGAGCUUUUGGAGCUCCAGGACCUCUCUGAGGCUUUAAUAUUCUCUCUUAGCGUCGAGUCAAGGAAGCGGCUAACGAUUGGCGUCGAACUUGCUAGCAAACCUGAGCUGUUGCUCUUCCUCGAUGAGCCCACUAGUGGUCUAGACAGUCAAAGUGCAUGGAAUGUAGUGCGUCUGCUUCGCAAGCUGGCAGAUCAAGGCCAGGCAAUUCUUUGCACCAUCCAUCAACCCAGUGCUCUGCUCUUCGAAUCAUUCGACCGACUACUUCUGCUCGAGCGGGGCGGAGAGACCGUGUAUUUUGGCGACAUCGGCAAAGACUCGCACGUCAUCCGCAACUACUUUGCUGCCAACGGCGCAUUCUGCCCGGCGAACGUCAACCCGGCCGAAUACAUGCUUGAGGCCAUUGGUGCUGGUACAACUCCGCGAGUUGGCGACCGCGACUGGAAAGACAUCUGGCUCGACUCACCGGAAUGCGAAAGCCUGCGAUCCAAAAUCGCACAGAUCAACAAUGAGGCGUUGACCAGGCCUGUGGCAGAGAAGACCAAGCUGAGCACCUAUGCGACCCCCUUCAUGUACCAACUGCGUACCGUCACUGCUCGCAAUUACCUUGCGCUCUGGCGAUCACCGGACUACCUCUUCUCGCGGUUGUUUGUCUGCAGCUUUAUUUCCUUCUUCGUGUCGCUGUCGUUUCUGCAACUGGGCAUCAGUCUCCGGGAUCUCCAGUUCCGCGUGUUCUCGCUGUUUUGGGUCACUAUUCUUCCCGCUAUCAUCAUGGCUCAAAUUGAACCUAUGUUCAUCUCCAAUCGCCGGACUUUCAUCCGAGAGGCGUCAAGUCGCAUCUACUCCCCCUACGUCUUUGCUAUUGCUCAAACAUUGAGUGAGAUCCCUGGCUCCAUUGUCUGCGCCAUCGUAUACUGGGUCCUCAUGGUCUACCCAAUGCACUUUGGGCAAGGCGCUGCCGGGCUCAACGGCACCGGCUUCCAGCUGCUGAUGACGCUGACGAUGAUGAUUUUCGGCGUCACCCUCGGCCAGCUGAUCGGCGCCAUCAGCCCUAGCGUCCAAGUCGCGGCGCUGUACAAUCCUUUCCUGACUCUGGUCCUCGGAACAUUCUGCGGUGUUACGCUCCCGCAUGUGAACAACGGGUUCUGGUGGACAUGGCUGUACCAGCUUGUGCCGUACACGCGGACCAUCGCGGCGAUGGUGUCCACGGAGCUUUUCGGCCUGAAAGUGCGGUGCAAGAGCGACGAGUUUGCGACGUUCAACCCCCCGACCAACAUGACCUGCGGCCAGUGGGGCCAGGCGUUUGUCAACAUCACGGGCGGGUACAUCGACAACCUGGACGCGACGUCCAACUGCAAGUACUGCUCGUACGCGGUCGGGGACGAGUUCUACACCCCGCUGGGCAUCAGCUUCUCUGAGCGCUGGCGCGACUUUGGGAUCUUCCUUGCUUAUAUUGCUUUCAACAUGGCUGCGACAGUCAUUGCAUCGAGAUAUCUCCGCUACGCCAAACGCUGA
Molecule: messenger RNA, 4338 nt
Organism: Mycena indigotica
Lineage: Eukaryota; Fungi; Basidiomycota; Agaricomycetes; Agaricales; Mycenaceae
Product: Pleiotropic drug resistance ABC transporter protein
Exons: 32
Coding region: 1-4338 (1445 amino acids)
Biological process (GO): transmembrane transport
Cellular component (GO): membrane
Molecular function (GO): ATP hydrolysis activity; ABC-type transporter activity; ATP binding
Source: RefSeq, a predicted model, not a curated record